AUGGCUUCACUCCCUCAUGAUGUUUUGUUCGAAAUAUCAUCUUGGUUACCAGCAAAAGCCAUUUAUAAAUUUAGCUCUACUAGCAAAUUCUUCUCAAACUUUCCACGAGACAAAUAUUUUGCACUGAAACAGACUCAAAAUUCAUUGUCAAAGAUUGAUACUUGUUUGUUCUUUCAACCAGAUUUAACACAAAGAUACAACAACAACAUUGCCGAGUUACACCAUUUAUCUGGAGAGGAUCAUUCAUCAGGUGUAUCCAAAGUUUUUAUUAAUUUUUUGGCUAACUCAGCAAAGAUUUUGUCUUCAUCCAAUGGUUUGAUUCUUUUUCGUUCUACAAGUGACAACAAAGAUCAACUGUUUAUCAGCAACCCUGCAACACAAACUUUGUUGCCAAUUCCAAUUCCUGAUCAACUUUAUACGAGUGUUGAUGCAGAUCUCAAAGUUGUUCUUCAAUGCGAUGGACAAGAUAAUUGCAUGGUGUUUCUUUUUCAUGAUAAGGAGGAAGAUUGGUGUUCAAAUUUAGAAUGUAAAGUUUAUGCAACUAAAGAAGGUGUUUGGAAGAAAAAGGAAGGAAGUUUUUUUACUGGUAGUAGGAACUUGAAAUUUGACAUGCCAGUGAUUCACAAUGGAGUUGUUCAUUAUAUCUCAGAUUGUUUUCCUUAUUUUACAAAAGAUAGUCCUUAUUAUAGACCUUAUAUCAUGGCAUACAAUUUUGAGAAUGGAAUAACAACUAUGUUGAAUGUGCCAAAAGAAGCUAGAAGGGGUCUUCAUGAUAUUAGUUGUGACAUGAGAAUUUUUAAAUGGGGAAAAGUCAAUAGUUCAAUGGAUCAAUCAAUUUGUUUAGUGAGGUUGAGAAAAUGUGUGUUUACAAUAUGGGUUUUGACCAAGUAUGAAAGUAGUGUGUGGAAAAAGAUAUUGAAAUUGAGGGUGAAAGCAUUGGGAUUGAUAGAGAAAGAUCCUAUGGUAAAAGGUUUUAGUGUUAUGAAUGGUGAUCUUUUGGUGUUUGCGACAAACAAAAAGGUUUAUGGGUAUGGUUUGAGCUUUAGUAAUGAAAAUUAUAUGAGAAUUGAGGAAAUAUGUGAGCAUGGAUGUGAUGGAUCUAUGGUUAGUUUCACUUCUUACUCAAACACAUUGCGCCCAUGUGGUGGAGAUGAUGCUAAAGCUUUGUUGCUUACUUCAACAUCAUUCAACGAGGAACUAUAA
Molecule: messenger RNA, 1203 nt
Organism: Cicer arietinum (chickpea)
Lineage: Eukaryota; Viridiplantae; Streptophyta; Magnoliopsida; Fabales; Fabaceae
Product: F-box protein At5g49610-like
Molecular function (GO): protein binding
Source: RefSeq, a predicted model, not a curated record